This is a messenger RNA of Rhipicephalus microplus (southern cattle tick), 780 nucleotides long. RefSeq lists its product as uncharacterized. NCBI's taxonomy places the organism in Eukaryota, Metazoa, Arthropoda, Arachnida, Ixodida, Ixodidae. The record is from RefSeq and is a predicted model, not a curated record. Gene Ontology annotation, biological process: spermatogenesis.
AUUGUAGCUUUGGUGAAAUUGAGCGGUCGAGGGGCGGGAUAUGGCAUGUAUUGUCAUUCGUAUUAAAAUAACCCGCUGGCAUACAUAUGAAUGCAAGUACAUACAUACUUAUGUGAUGCAUAACGCACCGCAGUAGCAUCUCGCGCAGGUUGCGGUAGCGACGUACCUGUGGGCACACAGCUACGAAAUUUUCGUCAGUCGAAACGAAACCUGUACUGAAACUACAUUAUAGUGACACUACACAAUGGUUCUUCCGAACAACGACCUGCCGGAGCCGGACAACUCGGGUGACGACGGUGGUGGACUGUCUGCUGUGCCAGCAUACCUUGUCGACCAACAAGGCUCGUCUGAUUCGGACUCGGAGUUCGGUGACGGGGACGGCGUCGACUUGGGCGGCUACCAGCUGCUCCCUCAAGACCCGGAUCAGGCGAGCGACACGGAGGAACCUGAGGAGGAACAAGAGGCCUCUCCAGGGUUUAUGGCUCUACCCGAGGCUCCCAACGAGUGGCGGCCAACAGAGGAGAUGCUGCGGCCUGCCGAGCCCCGGAGAGUGGAACCUUUAGGACAAGCACAAAUUCAAGCCAUCCAAGCCGCCAUGGCAGGGUUUGAACUGCCCAGCUCUCACCUGCCUCCUUGGGCCAAAGACGUGCCCGAAGAGGAAUGGAAGCAGUGCCUCUACCGCAAGUUGAAAAGCCUGGAAGCACAACAAUCGUAGCUUCACAGCGCAGUAUGAUCAACUCUGACACUAGUCUCAAGGAAUAAACAUAUUGCUCUUUGUAA